AUGGUGCCGUUCAACAAGCUUAUGCUUACGCUGCUGGGCAAGGCGAUCACGAAGCCGAAUGAUGCUGCCCAAGCGGCAGGAAUGCUGGAGACGAUGCAAGCGACUGUACGGCUUUGGCUUACGACUGAGGACUCCGGCGUUGCGGCGCAAGCGGGGGAAUUGUUGUAUCAGCUUCUUAGGAUCGAUUUACCGCCGGAAGCUGCGCCGACGGUAGAACGAAUGGAGGAGUUGGCUACGGCCGGUGGGCAGGGAUUAGUGGCGAAGCGGUUGUUUGGGGAUAGGGAUGUGUAUGUUGUGUUUUUUGAGUCGUGCUCGUUGGAGCAUGGGGCGGCGGGGUUGAGUAAGGGUCAGAAGACGAUUGCGCAGGCGAGGUUGAUGGAGUGGUUGCCGAGGGUUGGGGCGUUGCAUUGGAGUGUGCUUGUUAGGAGUCACCAUCGGGGUAUCGAGGAGAAGUAUGGGGUUAACGCUGGUGCGGGUUUGCUUGAUUUUGCUGCGCUGAGAAUGGUGGACUAUAAGGAUGAUGUGCUUAUGCACCGCUGCCUCAUCGAUUUCUAUACCGAGUUGCUGGUUAAGACUAAGGAACUCGACACUUUCGCGCGGAGAGAGCAGGUGAGCCCUGGCCUGCGCUUCCUGAUCGACAACAAACUGCACGACAGGACGACGAAGAUCUACCUCGACCCCUAUGCGGUCGAUGCCGUCGACAGAGCCUUCCUCUACGGCCCAGCAGCCAACUACCUUGCCGCCUACGCCUCCCUAUUCUCGCACCAUUACACGAGCAGCUCCACCCAUCUCGACGUGAACAGCAGAUUGCGCAACGUGCUAACGGAGAUGACGCCGCUCCGCUGGGCGCACACGGAGUCGCCAAGCCACGAUCUCCGUCUCCUCGCCCGCCUCCCGCGCACAACCCUGCUACCAUACACUAGCAGUCCCGUUGCCCUGCUCCCGUCCGGUCGGAUAACCAACGCCGACGUUCUCAACACGCUAGCGGCAAUCUUCCACGGACCUGAUGCCGCCACAGCCAGCUCGGAGCAGAGCACCGUAGAGGGAACCGCGGCACGGGCCAUGUAUUACAACUACCUCUCCGAACACCGCCGCUUCUGGGAGGACCUGACUCUCCACGCGGGUACUCCCGCCCUGCUCGACCAAGCCCUGGCAGCGGUAAACUGCCUGACAGCGGUCAUAACCGCGCGCUGGUCCACCACCGCCACAGAGUCCGAGCCCACCCUCCCCACCAACCUGGCCACCCCCGCCAGCGGCCCCUUGGCCAUCCUCUCCCCGCCUUCACUGGAGUAUACGCUGCCGUUCCUGCUAUCGCCCGCUCAACGGGUGGGAGGGGUCGGGGAUGCUGAGAGCGCCGCUUAUAAGGUAGCAGUGGCGAAGUUCGAGGCUUUGGCCGCGUUGCGGUCUCGGUUGGCGGCGGAAGCGGAGAAGACGCCGGGGGAGGGCUUUGAGGAGAUGGUGGAGACGAUGGGGAGGAGGUUGGGGGAGGGAGUUUGGGGAAGGAGGAGUGACGUGGGAGGGAGUGUUGGGACGAUGGAGUUGUAG
Molecule: messenger RNA, 1545 nt
Organism: Baudoinia panamericana UAMH 10762
Lineage: Eukaryota; Fungi; Ascomycota; Dothideomycetes; Mycosphaerellales; Teratosphaeriaceae
Exons: 1
Coding region: 1-1545 (514 amino acids)
Source: RefSeq, a predicted model, not a curated record